GCCUGCUGUGCGCUGGCAAGUGUGAGAUUUAUUUCGGUUAUGUCUUCUAACAUCGGUGUUGAACAUUUCUGGACCAGAUCAGACUAUUCUGAUCCCGCACCUGCAGUCUGGUCGCCGAUCACGAAUGACUUCACCAGGCGGCAGUCAGACUCGCAAGGACUAUGGGCCCAAAGUUCAAGAAAACUUCUCGACCGAACGGGUAGCUGGAGCAAUAUAUCAAAGAACCCAGGUGAUCAAUUCCUGGCUGGUUACAAGGAUCGGUGCACUUUUGUUCAGGGCAACUCGGAAACCAAUGCGGAUCGGACACGUCGGGAAUGCGUUCAGAUAAAGCAUGCAGCUGCGUCCGAUCUCUAUCUUAUUCCCGAACUCGAUGGCAAUGUUCUACGCAAUCAGAGCUACUUACACUUUUACAACGCUGCUCUACUUGGACCGUCUCUUUUGAACGAAAAUUGGCUCAUCCCUGAAGCUGAGGGGCUCGCUGAUGAUGAGUUGCUCCUCGGCAUGUCCUGCGGCUAUUACAAUGAACGAGGACCAAAGAGAAAACAGGCGUACAUCUGGCAAUGCUGUAACUGCGGACAAGGAGGCAUAUCCAUCAAGUCUGAAGCAUGCCGAAGCUGUGGAUAUCCUCGAUGCGCGUACUGUCCGGUUUCAAAAGUGCGUAUUUAGUGCAGUGGAAGGAAAACACCGGAACAAAUGGGUUUCAACCUGCCAUUAAAAAGAAGAGUUUGUCCCUAAGCUAAUGAUGGUUACCUUAUGUCCGGACGAAUUUACGUUGUCAAAUGAAAUUGCCCAUGGGCCAAUGAUAGGGGAAUCAAACCUAAUUAUCCGAGAAUUCGGGAACUUACUCACCGGGACUCACCGAGCUUAGACUAGCUACAGAGCUUCUGUCAUAGCCCUUCCCUCCCUCCCCGGGAGUUAACAAUCUUAGACCCAAUGGUAGAACUGGGUUCUUUCCAAGCGGGCAAGGGUCAUAUCGUCAUCUUGUCAUCUGCAAUACUUUACUGACCGAUAAUACACAGCCCUAAUAAUCUGAUUGGUCUGUCUUGACCGAUAAUUU
Molecule: messenger RNA, 1057 nt
Organism: Colletotrichum navitas
Lineage: Eukaryota; Fungi; Ascomycota; Sordariomycetes; Glomerellales; Glomerellaceae
Exons: 3
Coding region: 40-666 (208 amino acids)
Source: RefSeq, a predicted model, not a curated record